Messenger RNA from Boleophthalmus pectinirostris (great blue-spotted mudskipper), 2102 nucleotides. Its product is annotated as trophoblast glycoprotein-like. The transcript is spliced from 2 exons. Gene Ontology annotation, molecular function: protein binding. Gene Ontology annotation, cellular component: plasma membrane. Gene Ontology annotation, biological process: negative regulation of canonical Wnt signaling pathway. Lineage: Eukaryota; Metazoa; Chordata; Actinopteri; Gobiiformes; Gobiidae. The record is from RefSeq and is a predicted model, not a curated record. The coding region runs from base 233 to 1510 and encodes 425 amino acids.
ACACAGUGGCUGCGCUCGCCCUAAUUGUCCUCUGUACCUUUAAGAGAACCACGCACCUCUUUCAUCCAGGAGAUUCUGCGUGAUAUGAACCACCAUCAAUUUAAGGGCUCCUUUAUUCCCUGAGUGCAGCAGAUGAGGAGAGACUGUUGCUAGAGAGCUCUUUUCUAUAUUAAUUCAUAGAAACUUGUAAACAUUUUAUUAUUUAAAUUGGUUUGUAAAUAAUGGACUAAAUAUGAUUUUGUCUGAUUUAAAGAUGUAUAUUUUUGUGCUUUUUGUAUUUUUGGGAAUUCUACUAUGUGGACCUGGUCAAUGCCUAGAGUGUCCAUUAGGCUGCGAGUGUUUUGCCCUCACGCGUGCAGUUAAAUGUGUUUCAGCAGAUCUAUCAAUAUUGCCUCGAAAUAUUCCUGGAUAUGCAAGGACCAUCAUCAUUACUGGGAAUAAUUUACAACGAAUUGAGUCAGAUUCAUUCACAGAGCUGGACAAUGUCACCAACAUCAUUUUAAACAAUAAUGGGAUUUCCGAGAUGGCAUCCCACAGCUUCUCUGCCCUCAUCAACCUCCGUUUUCUGGAUCUCAGUGGGAACCAGCUGGCUCUGCUCCACCCAGAGGCUCUGAGCAUCCCCGGCAGCCCCCUCCAAGAGCUCAACCUCAGCCGUGCUCUCUACAACACCAGCGCCUUGACCGACCUCACCACUGCCCUGAGAUGGGGUGGCCUCAGGGGGCUCCUCCGACUUGACCUUUCAGGAAACAACUUGGCUCUGCUUCCACCUGGGAUGUUCGCUCACCUGCCCAACCUGCAGCAGCUUUUCCUCAGGAGCAACUCCCUGGUGGCAGUCUACAGUGGCACCUUCUCGGGCAUGAGCCAUUUGGAGCUGCUAGACCUGGGGGACAAUGCCUUCAGAACAUUUCGAGAGGAUGCACUGCAGGAGUUAGGGAAGCUUGGAGACAACCGGCUACUUCUUGGAGACAACCCGUACAGCUGCUCCUGUGAGAUCCGUGCGUUUGUGUCCUGGCUGAAUGACUCAAAAGCGGACAUUGAUGUGGAAAGUGUGAGGUGUGCUUCACCAAAGAAACUGCAUGAUGCCCGGCUCCGUGGUCUGGGGGUAGAAGCCAUUGGCUGCGUUGCUCCUGUCCAAGGAGAGGUCACAGACUUGACCCUGCAAACAUCCUAUGUGUUUUUAGGGCUUGUGCUCGGGUUUGUGGGCAUGGUCUUCCUCUUUGUGCUUUACCUCAACCGCAAAGGCAUGAAAAAGUGGAUCAUUGAGAUGAGAGAUGCAUGUCGGGAUGUCCUGGAGGGAUACCAUUACAGAUAUGAGAUUGACACAGAUCCUCGGCGCACAUCUGGCUCCAUUUCUGCAGAGAGUGGGAGCACCAGAGUCCCGGGACACUUUGGUCUCUCACAGCAGAUGCCCAGUGACACCUGUAUUGACCAGGAGCCCACAGACCCACACGUCAAGAAAGUGACCAGCUCUCCAGCAGUGAACAUCUGUAAACGUAACAUUAUGUGCUGAUAUAAAUUGUGCAUGUACAGCAUUUUUUAUGUAAUCUGCAAUGUAUAUAGCCAGAAAAUGAUGUUACCAGAAAGUUAAAAUGUAGAAUAAAUUUAAAUAAUUGAUUAUUGCGUAUUAUUAUUAUUAUUAUUAUUAUUAUUAUUAUUAUUAUAUUUUAUUUUUGUAGAUCUAUGUAGGAAGAAUGUAAUUCAGAGUAGGAAGUAGGAAAUAGGAAUAAAUCAAAAUGUUGUUUCAGCAUCUUAAAUAUUAUUACUAACGAUUGCCACUUUAAUGUGUAGGCCUAGCUUUAAGAGGACUAUUGUAUGGUUAUAAAGGCACAAACAGCAUACGUUUUUAAAGCAGUUAUAAUGUUAUAAUAGCCUCUGUAUAUACCUGAUCUACUUAGUGGUUGCAAAACUGAGCCCCUCUUUACUACUGAUGUAUGUGCUCCAGGUGGCACUGCUGUUUCAAUUCACAGUGUGAUUAAGUGUCUCUGUACAGGGGAAAUAGGGCAGUAUGAAAGAUAUUGUUUGGAAACGCACCUGUUGGCAUAGCAGCUGUGCACCUCCACUGUCUUUACCUAUUUCAUGUAAACUUUUGUAUCUUUACAGAG